UUUCUACACAGGCAUCUCCGUGGCCACCUGGCAGGGGCUGCGUCGCCUGGCAACGGCGGGGUCCUUCCUGGCUCCGCGGCGCUUCGGGGCCUGAGGGGAGAAAACCGCCGCGCAGGGCGCUGGGGGCGGCGGCCGAGGUGCAGAAGGCGGCCGCGGGACAGCGACGCGGGCUCAGCGCGCCCGGGGAGCCCGCUUCUGCACCUGAGGGAACAUGAACGCGGCGGACGAGGCCCGGGUGGGGCCCGCGACUGACGGGCCUGCACCUCCGGGGGCGGGGGGGGAGGAGGAGGGCGAGGGGGGCGGGAAAGAGCCGGCGUUGAACGCGGCUCCCGGGCCCAGCGCUGCGUUCCGCCUCAUGGUGACUCGGCGGGAGCCGGCCGUGAAGCUGCAAUAUGCCGUAAGCGGCCUGGAGCCGCUGGCCUGGUCGGAGGACCACCGCGUGUCGGUGUCCACGGCCCGCAGCAUCGCGGUGCUGGAGCUCAUCUGCGACGUGCACAAUCCGGGCCAGGACCUGGUGAUCCACCGCACCUCGGUGCCCGCCCCUCUCAACAGCUGCCUCCUCAAAGUUGGCUCAAAAACAGAAGUUGCAGAGUGCAAGGAGAAAUUUGCCAACUCUAAAGACCCCACCAUCAGCCAAACUUUCAUGUUGGACAGAGUGUUCAACCCCGAGGGGAAGGCCUUGCCUCCCAUGCGUGGGUUCAAAUACACCAGCUGGUCUCCCAUGGGCUGUGAUGUGAAUGGCAGGUGCCUCUUGGCAGCACUGACCAUGGACAAUCGCCUGACUGUCCAGGUGAACCUCAACAGACUCCAGUGGGUCCAGCUGGUUGAUCUGACUGAGAUUUACGGAGAACGUCUUUAUGAGACUAGUUACAGGUUCUCUAAAAACGAAGCACCAGAGGGAAACCUCGGGGAUUUUGCUGAGUUUCAGAGGAGGCACAGCAUGCAGACCCCAGUCAGAAUGGAGUGGUCAGGCGUCUGCACCACUCAGCAGGUCAAGCACAACAAUGAGUGCCGAGAUGUUGGCAGUGUGCUCCUGGCUGUCCUCUUUGAGAAUGGCAAUAUUGCUGUAUGGCAGUUUCAGCUGCCAUUUGUGGGAAAAGAAUCCAUCUCUUCUUGCAACACAAUUGAGUCAGGAAUCAGCUCUCCUAGUGUUUUAUUUUGGUGGGAAUACGAGCACAAUAAUCGGAAAAUGAGCGGCCUUAUUGUUGGGAGUGCUUUUGGACCCGUAAAAAUUCUCCCUGUCAAUCUUAAAGCAGUCAAAGGCUAUUUCACUUUAAGGCAGCCUGUUGUCUUGUGGAAAGAAAUGGACCAGUUGCCUGUGCACAGCAUCAAAUGUGUUCCUCUUUAUCAUCCCUACCAAAAGUGUAGCUGUAGCUUAGUGGUGGCUGCAAGAGGCUCCUAUGUAUUUUGGUGUCUUCUUCUGAUCUCCAAAGCAGGUCUGAAUGUCCACAAUUCCCACGUCACAGGCCUUCACUCACUGCCCAUCGUCUCUAUGACCGCAGACAAGCAGAAUGGAACAGUGUAUACUUGUUCCAGUGAUGGGAAGGUGAGGCAGUUGAUUCCCAUUUUCACAGAUGUUGCAUUAAAGUUUGAACACCAGCUGAUUAAACUCUCAGAUGUCUUUGGCUCAGUGAGGACUCAUGGGAUAGCAGUGAGCCCCUGUGGCGCAUAUCUGGCCAUCAUUACGACUGAGGGCAUGGUCAAUGGCCUCCAUCCUGUUAACAAAAACUACCAGGUCCAGUUUGUUACUCUCAAAACCUUUGAAGAGGCGGCUGCUCAGCUGCUGGAAUCUUCAGUUCAAAACCUCUUUAAGCAGGUAGAUUUAAUAGACCUAGUACGCUGGAAGAUUUUAAAAGAUAAACAUAUCCCUCAAUUUUUACAUGAAGCUUUGGAAAAAAAGAUUGAAAGCAGUGGGGUCACCUAUUUUUGGCGUUUUAAGCUUUUCCUCCUGAGAAUUUUGUAUCAGUCAAUGCAGAAAACCCCUUCAGAAGCCUUAUGGAAACCCGCCCAGGAGGACUCAAAAAUCUUGCUGGUUGACUCACCUGGGAUGGGGAAUGCUGAGGAUGAGCAGCAUGAAGAAGGCACUUCUUCCAAGCAAGUGACUAAGGUAGGCCUGCAGGAGAGGAACAAAGAGGGUGAUGCAGAGGAGCCCCCUGAUGACUUGCUCCCUCCCGUGGGAGAUGCCAGCCAUGAGCCUAUAGAAGAGAAACUUCUUGAGAUCCAAGGGAAAAUUGAGGCUGUGGAGAUGCACCUGACCAGAGAGCACAUGAAGCGAGUCUUAGGAGAAGUGUACUUACACACCUGGAUCACAGAAAACACCAGCAUCCCCACCAGGGGACUCUGUAACUUUUUGAUGUCAGAUGAAGAGUACGAUGACAGAACGGCACGGGUGCUGAUUGGACAUAUCUCAAAGAAGAUGAACAAGCAGACCUUCCCUGAGCACUGCAGUCUGUGUAAGGAGAUCUUGCCAUUCACAGAUCGAAAACAGGCUGUCUGUUCCAAUGGACACAUUUGGCUCCGGUGCUUUUUAACCUACCAGUCCUGCCAGAGCUUGAUAUACAGAAGGUGUUUGCUCCAUGACAGUAUUGCCAGGCACCCAGCUCCAGAAGAUCCGGACUGGAUUAAAAGGUUACUGCAAAGCCCCUGCCCCUUCUGUGAUUCUCCUGUCUUCUGAAUGUCAGUGGUGGAGGAUAGAAGGGCAUGAACUCUGCUGUAGAGAGCACCGUGGAACCUGAGGAGCAGGUGCGCUGGAGGAAUCCUGGCCCUUGCCAGUGGAGAGGUGCUCUUCAAGACUGUAAAGAGGACACGCCUCCCCGGGGUCUCAUUUCCUAAGUGCAUGUGCCGUUUCCAGGGACUACAGAAUAUCUUAAAAUGGCUGAAUACAGAGAAUUUGAGUCAUUUUGAGAUGGACAUCAGCCCCCAACUCCUUACCUGACAAGGAACACUUAUUUUUCAAGUGUCUUGACUGAAGCAGUUUGAACAAAAAGACUGUUGUCCUUGUUUCUAGGAACCUAAUGGUCUCUCCUAGAGAGACUAUAUUAAGGACCUUGCUGGGCUGAGUUAGGUUUUAAUCCUUGCUUGGUCUGGGACUGCCUUGUGGCUCCAGAGAACUUAAGUUGACUGGCUGAUACCUGGCAUUCUGUAUACCAACACAUAUUAAAAGUGU
This is a messenger RNA of Castor canadensis (American beaver), 3166 nucleotides long. It is a transcript of the gene Gtf3c4, whose product is annotated as general transcription factor IIIC subunit 4. Gene Ontology annotation, molecular function: protein binding; histone acetyltransferase activity. Gene Ontology annotation, cellular component: transcription factor TFIIIC complex. The record is from RefSeq and is a predicted model, not a curated record. Lineage: Eukaryota; Metazoa; Chordata; Mammalia; Rodentia; Castoridae. Gene Ontology annotation, biological process: transcription initiation at RNA polymerase III promoter.